GCUUUCUUCUCCCUCCAAAAUCCCAACCAAACCUAGCGGGCGGCGGCCGCGACCGCCGACGGGGCGCUGCGCCUGCGCUGAGCGCGUGGGCGGCCCGUGGCGGGGCCGCAGUCGGCAGCGCGCCUAGACGCCUGCGCCUCCGGUUGCCAGCGGCCGGCUGCUCGGGCUGCUGAGCGAUUGUAGGACAGAGUCUAUGCUGGCAGCAGCACUUCGGCAAUCUGCAGAGAUACCGAGGAAGGAGAAGGUCUGACCUCUGCGGUCUUCAGCAAGCCGCCAACUGGGAAUCAAAUUCUCUCUGUGGCGUGGUUGCCAGUUCAGUCGGUGCUCUCGAGAUGGCCCGCGGGUUGUGGCUCAUCUCCCGCGCGGUGGGGAGGCUGCGGCCACUGCUUGUCCAGGGGCCGACGAGGAGCUUCUCUGCCUCCGCACCGGAGCAGCUCCAUGUCUGCGUCGUUGGCAGCGGCCCCGCUGGGUUCUACACCGCCGACAGGAUGUUGAAGGGUCAUGAAGGAGCACAGGUUGAUAUAAUUGAUAGGCUACCCACGCCAUUUGGCCUAGUCCGUUCUGGAGUGGCUCCAGAUCAUCCAGAAACAAAGAUUGUGGUGAAUCAAUUUUCUCGUGUAGCUGCAAAUGGGCGCUGUUCAUUCUUUGGGAAUGUAACUCUGGGAAGGGAUAUAUCUCUGUCAGAGCUUCGCAAAACAUAUCAUGCUGUUGUUCUUGCUUAUGGUGCAGAAAGUGAUAGGUCACUUGGUAUUCCUGGAGAGGACCUGAAAGGAAUUCAUUCAGCUCGAGAGUUUGUCUGGUGGUACAAUGGACAUCCAGACAUGUGCGACUUGUGUCCUGAUUUGAAAAACACAGAAUCUGCUGUUGUCCUUGGUCAGGGAAAUGUUGCUCUAGAUGUUGCUCGUAUUCUUUUACGCUGUAAAGCUGAGUUGGCUACUACAGACAUUACUGAUUAUGCAUUGGAUGCUCUACGUGGCAGCACAAUAAGGAAGGUAUAUUUGGUUGGGCGACGGGGUCCAGUGCAGGCAGCUUGCACUGCAAAGGAAUUGCGUGAAAUUUUAGGUUUGAAAAAUGUUCGUAUUUGCAUCAAGGAAACUGAUCUGGUGACCACACCUGCAGAUGAGGAGGAGAUGAGGAAUAGUAGAAUCCAAAGAAGAGUUUAUGAGUUGCUGUUGAAAGCUGCAAGUGCACAUGGGGGAAACAAUUACAAUGACCAAAAGGAGCUUCAUUUUGUGUUUUUCAGGAGGCCUACCAGGUUCAUCCCUGCAGAAAAUGGUUCCACGAUUGGUGCUGUUCAACUUGAGAAGACAGUUUUAAAAGGUGAUGAAGUAACUGGGAAGCAGGUCGCUGUUGGAGCUGGUGAGUUUGAAGACCUAAAAUGUGGUCUGGUCUUGAAAAGUAUUGGUUACAAAUCCUUGCCUGUACAAGGUUUGCCUUUCGACAAAAACAGAGGAGUUGUGCCAAAUUUAAGAGGAAGAGUCCUGAGCAGCGAAUCAGAGAUUGCCACAGUAGAAAGAGGCUUGUACGUGGUAGGAUGGUUAAAGAGAGGACCAACUGGGAUUGUUGCAACAAAUCUUCACUGUGCUGAAGAAACAGUGGCUAGCAUUCUUGAAGAUGAUAAGAAGGGUGUAUUAAGGCCCCCAUCUGGUUCGAAGAAGCAUGGAAGGACAGGACUUCUUGAGAUCCUAGAACAAAAGAAUGUCCGUUUUGUGCCAUUCAGUGGCUGGGAGAAGAUUGAUUCCAUGGAAAAGAUGGCAGGGGAGGUGAGAAAUAAGCCUAGAGAGAAGAUCACAACCUGGGAUGGGCUCCAAAAAGCUGCAAACGAGUAAAAGGGUGGCCCUCCCAAUGAUUUUGUUUACAUAUGCUUUUUGUAUCAAAAGAAUCACAUUAACGAGAGAUAAACCUGUACUUAGUAAUAAAAGAUAACAUCAACAUAUCUUCACUGGACAGCUUACUCAUGUACAAGCACUCAGUAAAGGAAUAUGCUGACAGUGAUCGAUUUUGAUCGAAAUCCAGAAUCUGCUA
This is a messenger RNA of Sorghum bicolor (sorghum), 2025 nucleotides long. Its product is annotated as NADPH:adrenodoxin oxidoreductase, mitochondrial. The transcript has 14 exons. Gene Ontology annotation, molecular function: oxidoreductase activity. The record is from RefSeq and is a predicted model, not a curated record. The coding region runs from base 333 to 1829 and encodes 498 amino acids. Lineage: Eukaryota; Viridiplantae; Streptophyta; Magnoliopsida; Poales; Poaceae.